AUGGAGAUGUAUUUGAGGUGGCAGGUGGGUAUUAUUGCACUGGAAGGAACGUCAGUACGCCGACAGGAGCUCCUCGUGCAGAAGAUGACGAGUCGGUUGUGUCGAGUCGGUGCUGAAUUCUGUGACGAUGCUUUCCACGUGCUUUUUUGA
This is a messenger RNA of Peronospora matthiolae, 150 nucleotides long. Lineage: Eukaryota; Oomycota; Peronosporomycetes; Peronosporales; Peronosporaceae. The record is from the annotation of a GenBank genome assembly.